Messenger RNA from Cladophialophora psammophila CBS 110553, 2784 nucleotides. Its product is annotated as STE/STE11 protein kinase. Gene Ontology annotation, molecular function: ATP binding; protein kinase activity; protein binding. The coding region runs from base 1 to 2784 and encodes 927 amino acids. Gene Ontology annotation, biological process: protein phosphorylation. NCBI's taxonomy places the organism in Eukaryota, Fungi, Ascomycota, Eurotiomycetes, Chaetothyriales, Herpotrichiellaceae. The transcript has a single exon. The record is from RefSeq and is a predicted model, not a curated record.
AUGCUGGCCUCCAAAGCACCAUAUGCGGCCAAUGUUGGCAAUAGCCAGCAGAUUCCCGUCCGCAACUUCUCCGAGUCCUCGACCAGGACGCAAAUGACCUCGAUGGCUCUCCAAGAUGGCCUCUUUACCUCCCCCACAGACUCUGAAUUCUCCGAUGUCUAUGACGGGCUGGACUCGAUACGGGCAUGGGACGAGAAAAAGGUUGGGGAGUGGCUGCACUCAAUACGCUGUGGACAAUAUGAACCCCUCUUCAAGGCUAACAAUUUCACGGGUGAGAGUCUACUGGAAUGUGACCAAAAGAUUCUGUCGGAAAUGGGUAUCAAGAAAAUUGGUGACCGCGUCCGACUCAAUGUUGCAAUUAAACAGCUUCGAAACAAGUCUUCGCUGUUACGCUCCAGGAGAAACCGGGAUAGUCUUGCUAUCUUGGAUGGCCUUGCUGGAACCCCUUCAUCCUCAGACUCACCUCGCACUCACGGUCCGAGAUCGCACAAUGGCAGUGGCAAGCGCUUUUCCCGUCAGCUCGACUCCUCCGCUCUGCAGAAUUUCAACUCAGCCAGCACCGGGUUCAAAGUCGGAUCAAGACCAAGCUCGCCUUUGACAGAUGUGCACAGCGCAGGUCUAAGGUCCCAUCGUUACGCACAGAGUCCAAUGGACAGUGGGAGAAACACCUCAGGCGGAGGCUACUUUAGUCAACCGGGGUCAGCGAAUUCCACAUCUGGAAGACGACCCGAAACUCCGCAACUUGCAAAUCAAACCACACGAGCAGCUCAUCUCCGACAGAAUUCCAGCAUCGAUGGCCUGACACCAGGUGGAUUACCUUCGGGAUCUCCGGUCAUCAAGAUCAUCCACAACGGCGGCCAAACGAAGGUUGUGAACAUCAAGUUCUGUCGCACGGCCGAUGACGUUACAUCGACGGUACUGAAGAAAUUACAUCUUCCAGAAACCCAUUUCCGCAAUUAUUGCUUUUAUGUCCUCAACGGGUUGGAACCGGAUCCUGCAAAUUGUCGUCGAGUGGGCGACAGUGAACUCAUGAGAAUCUGCAAUGAAUCGACCCGAUCCGAGAGAAAUAGGUUGAUCUUGAGAAAGAUCAACGACGGGCCUCCCGACGUGGACGAACUCCGCAAGGCUGCCAAAAUAGCGGCCGAUGAAUCACAAGUUCUGCACAUCAAUGCACUGAGCACGAACAACAUGCGCAACCAGAUCAAACUUCAAAAACUCACAGGCGAGUCUUGGCACAAUAUUCAAGUACCCAUUUCACCAGUUACCACUACAGAUCGAAAUCGAAACAUCAUUGCAACUGCGGACGAGUAUGAUCGACAGGAAGCCCAACAACACCUCCGAGUCCCCAGUAGCCAGAGUACAAAGCUGCGUACAUUCUUCGGGGCCCGACCACCCAGCGAGAUGAUUGUGCAAGAGUUGACGUCUUACUUCCCAGCCCACCAGCGCGAGGAUAUCGAGAAGACGAUGAGAUUAUCUGUACGACGCUCACAACGCAUGAGUCGCGCACAAAGUCGCCUAAGCGUGAUGAGUAACAUCAGCAUGGCCUCGAGCCUGAAGGAUGCUCCUCCCGUACCAAGUAUUCCUAGCAUUGCUGACCCCUGGCUGAACCAGACUGGCAUGACCGCUCGUGCUCCUGCAGCAAGACCACUAUCCGUGGUGUCGAACAGAUUCAACCUUAUGAACCAAUCGUUCCGAGAUUCAAUCGCCUCAUCAACGUUGCACCCACUGCAGGAAGAAUCUCCUAUCGAACAAAACAGGAAAUCAUACGUCUCGUUUGACAGCGGUUCUGACACUGCCGCCCAGGGUGAAGCGGCUAGGGCAAGCUACUUUGACGAGAGUCCUGGGGUCACCUCGAAUACGGACAAUAUGAACGAACGACUGUCGGUGAUCGUUGCUGAAGAUGGAGAGGAAGAAGAUCAAGAACUCAACUCGUUCCUCCAAGGAAACAGCUUUGAUAAGAAUAAUUGGAUGAAGGGUGACUUGAUUGGCGAAGGCUCAUUCGGCAGUGUUUACCUCGCCCUCCAUGCCGUGACAGGUGAAUUGAUGGCAGUCAAGCAGGUCGAGUUGCCCAACGUGGCGAAAGGCACAGAAGGUGACAAGAAGAAGACGGCGAUGAUCGCGGCGCUGAAACAAGAGAUCACACUCUUACAGGGCCUGCGACAUGAGCACAUCGUGCAAUACUUGGGUACCUCGUCGGACGAGGAGCACCUCAACAUUUUCCUUGAAUACGUCCCGGGUGGCUCCAUCGCCGGCAUGCUCAAGCAAUACAACACUUUCCAGGAACCGCUCGUCCGGAACUUCACCAGACAGAUUCUCGAAGGCCUAUCCUAUUUACACGCUCGCAACAUCAUUCACCGAGACAUAAAGGGCGCUAACAUUCUGGUUGAUAAUCGCGGCGCCGUGAAAAUCUCUGACUUUGGCGUCUCCAAGAAGACCAACUUCAAUGGCAUGAACUCUGCGCCCGGCACGCGCACCUCCCUCCAAGGAAGCGUCUUCUGGAUGGCCCCUGAAGUGGUCCGCCAGUCUGGACAAUCCAUCAAGUCAGACAUCUGGUCAGUUGGGUGUCUUGUGGUGGAGAUGUUCACAGGUUCCCGCCCGUUUCCCUCUAUGACAACGCUCCAAACACUGUUCGCUGUCGGAAGCAAUAAUGAGAAGCCAACUAUUCCCGAACACGCGAGUGAGGAUGCAAAGAGGUUUAUGGGGAAGACAUUCGAGGUAGAUCAUGAGAAGAGGCCUGGCGCGGAUGAGUUGUUGAGGGAAAGGUUUUUGUUGCCUAUGGCAUGA